Molecule: messenger RNA, 1284 nt
Organism: Odobenus rosmarus divergens (Pacific walrus)
Lineage: Eukaryota; Metazoa; Chordata; Mammalia; Carnivora; Odobenidae
Gene: RASSF7
Product: Ras association (RalGDS/AF-6) domain family (N-terminal) member 7
Exons: 5
Coding region: 2-1081 (359 amino acids)
Biological process (GO): signal transduction
Source: RefSeq, a predicted model, not a curated record
GAUGCUCUCCGGGCUAGCAGCGAUGGAGCUGAAGGUGUGGGUGGAUGGCAUACAGCGCGUGGUCUGUGGGGUCUCGGAGCAAACCACCUGUCAGGAAGUGGUCAUAGCACUAGCCCAAGCAAUAGGCCAGACGGGCCGCUUUGUGCUCGUGCAGCGUCUCAGGGAAAAGGAACGGCAGCUGCUGCCCCAGGAGUGUCCAGUGGGUGCCCAGGCUACCUGUGGACAGUUUGCCAGUGAUGUCCAGUUUGUCCUGAGGCGGACAGGGCCCAGCCUCGCUGGGAGGCCUUCCUCAGACAGCUGCCCACCUCCUGAGCGCUGCCCAGUCCGAGCCAGCCUCCCCCCAAAGCCACGGCCAGCCCUGGGCCACGAGCAGCGCCAAGCACUGACCUUCAGCCUGGGGUGCCCUGCGCUGGUCACCAGCCCUGCGCUGCCUGAACCUGUGGCCUCUGUAGCACCAAUCCCAGGCUCCUGUGCAGACCUGCAGGGCCUGGAGCGAAGAGUGCGGAGGAACGCAGUGGAGCUGGGUCAAGAGGCCUUCUGGGAGCAGGAGCUGCGGCGGGAGCAGGCACGGGAGCGUGAGGGGCAGGCGCGCCUGCAAGCCCUGAGCGCGGCCACUGCCGAGCAUGCUGCCCGGCUGCAGGCCCUGGAUGCCCAGGCCCGUGCCCUGGAGGCUGAACUACAUCUGGCCUCUGAGGCCCCUGGGCCCCCCUCACCCACAGCAUCUGCAACUGAACGCCUGCGCCAGGACCUGGCUGCCCAGGAACGGCAGAGCGCAGAGGUACAAGGCAGCCUGGCCCUGGUGAGCAGGGCCCUGGAGGCCGCCGAGCAUGCCCUGCAGGCCCAAGCCCAGGAACUUGAGGAACUGAACCGGGAGCUCCGUCAGUGUAACCUGCAGCAGUUCAUCCAGCAGACAGGGGCUGCACUGCCACCACCCCCGCCGCCAGACAGGGGCCCCCUCAGCACACAGGAUCUUCUGCCUCCAGCCAGAGAAGAGCCCCUCACAAGAACCCUUCAGAAUCCUGCUGUAGUGUCUAGCCUGAGCCCAGAGAUUGCCCCAAUGAGGCAGAACUCCUGGAGGUAGCAGCUCUUGCCCCAUAAUGGACGUCCACUGCCAGCCCAGCCCUGGGCUCCAAUGACACGAGCAAGGGCAGCCAAGGCCAGCCCGACCUGGACAACAGGAGAUUGGCGGUUGCAGAGGAUUCAUUCCCCCAUACAGUGGGAAGCCCUGAUGCCCUGGGCCCGAGACAGAACACCUCAGAGCCCUGGGGUUUCCGCUGUGGGGGG